UGUUUAAAAGUUCUAAUUCAGAAAAAAACAAUUUAGCACAGUUCAAAGCAGUUUACCAGUGGAUCCAUGUGUUCAGCUUGUUAUUGGUUGUGACUAGAUGACAGAGAUAGGAUUUCUGAAGGAUACAGCCAACAAUAGCUGAAAACAGUGGAAAGCUGGUAGACGUCUUUUCUGUAAAUAAAGCACUAUUUGUGAGUUACUUUUAUGUCAAUCACAUAAAGGUUGAAGAGAGAUGGCAGAGAAAGAUGAUAUUGCAAACAAUCCAUUUGCUGCUUUAUUCCCCAGUCUUGACCAAGCACAGCUUUUUGUAGCAAAUAAACAACUUGCUCAACAAGACAAUGUUGUGAUAUCUACGGAGCCUUCAGGGAGUACAGAGGAACAAUGUCCUGACAUCAAGGAACUCUCCAGACAGAAGACGCAAAUCAGUGUUCUGCUUGAACAAGUCUUCCUUAUCACACUUGAUAAUGAGGUUGAAGUGGAUUCCACACGGCCUGCUCGCUGUGUGUAUAUGUCGGGCCUAGCAGAAACGUUAGAUGGACAAACGUGGUUAGACUUGCAAUGUCUGGACCAGGCUGUGUUUGAACGUUUGUUGCUGGAGAACCCUGGUGCAGAGGUUAUUUCAACCAGACAAAGUCAGAAAAGACCUACCGAGGCAUCUCUUGCGGGAGAGUCACAAGUUCUGAGGUAUCUGUACCAGUGUUUCGAAAGAUGUUGCAACCUAAAGGCAGAUAAUCAGAAUGCAAAGUUUGCAGACGUUCUACAGAGAAGUAUUGAAGUGAUUUUACUGAAUGCUAAAACAUGUAUGCAACAGGCAGAACUGUACCCGAGUCAAGUGUUAUACCAGCAGUUUAUAGAUCUUUACAUGGAGAACAACCAUUUUCUUUCUGACAACAGCCAGGUAAAGGAAUUCUUCACUCGUACAGCAGCAGAGAUUCACACUCACUCCGAGGAUGGUACCCUGCUCCAGGUUUUCACACCUGUCCUGGAUGUUAUCAAAAGCAGGUUCCAAAAUGAACUGACACUGAUGCAUCCUGGUGUUAGCAGAUAUAUAGAUCUACUCAUGUUCUUCACAAAUAGUAUUCCACUAGCAGAGACAUUUAUGGAAUACACGACUCCUGAGAAGUCAACAAAAGGAAAGGAUUUUGAGUUUACAUUGCUUGGUUCUAUUCUUGGUUUGAGUUGUAUUCCAGAAAACAAUAAACCCAUUGAUCUGUUCAACAACCCGUCCAGUACCUCCAAACAAGAACAUGAUAUUACAGAGAAAAAUACGUGGCAGCCAUUAUCAGGGAUCAGCCUGGGAGUAUAUCAGCUGCUGUUCAACAUGAUCAAAUUAUCACCUCUACUUAAACAUAAAGUUCUCAGAUGGCUGGGCAAAUGUCUUGCUGAAAACUCAGGGAGAACAAAGAUCUGGUCGACACAUGCUCCACAAGUAUUAAAACAGCUCCAUGUGAGUGAUGGCUUCAGUUUGAACCUCUGCUGUGUCAUGCUGAAACUAUGCCAACCUUUCUCAGAAGCAUGCUCACAGAAACUGCUCAAAAUACAACCAAGCUAUGUACGAGCAGUAGCCGCAGAUGAGAAUGACUCUAGACAGAGAAAUAUUCAUGCUGAAGAAUUGAUCAAGGAGACUUGCCUGAUUCCGCUGGAGGAGAACGUGUCUCUGACGGAAGACGAGACUUACAGUUUCAUCACAGAGUGUUUCUUCCUAUGCCAUCAAGCCAUCAAUCAGGGAUUUCAUGCUAUACAUGAGAAGUUCUUGAAGAUCAAUCAGGACUUACAUCGUAUACAGCGGUAUUAUCAGGACAUGAGACAGCAGUAUCCCAAUGAUGAUGUGGAGCCAAUGAGAAGUGUCAAACUCCAGAUGGAAAAAGGAAUGAAAUUGUUUUUGUGUAAUAAGGCAGCAUUAACUCAGCCUCAUUUGUUAGAAAUGUCAAUGAACUUCCACAUAGCAACCGCCACCUGGUUGGUCCAGGUUGCUAGGGUGAAUGAGGUCACAAAAUUUGAACCAGUCACAUUCCCUCUACCAGAAGAAGUGCCCACAGCACUUGGCUGUAUGCCAGAAUUUAUCAUGGGCAAUGUAACCGACUUCACAAUGUUUCUUCAUAGAUUUAAAGAUGAAAUGUAUGAGUCUGGAGGAAGUGGUCUGACACAUUUUAUGACGUUAAUCCUGGUGUUUAUGGGCAGCCCUGAACGUAUGAAGAACCCACAUUUACGAGCAGAACUAGCGGAAACCCUUGCAGCAUUAAUGCCUCAAAAUUCUGACAUGAUUAAUGGCAGUAGAGGAAUGCUAUCAAAGUAUUAUCGAGAACAGUUGUUCGAAAACCAUCCUCUGAUCAACCAUUUAGCAGAAAAGUUGAUCCACGUUUUCGUGAGCAUAGAAAUGACAGGACAGAGUGUGGAGUUUGAACAGAAGUUCAACUACCGACGACCAAUGUAUCAGGUGCUGCACUAUAUCUGGGAAAAAGAAACCCAUCGAAAUGCUGUCAAGAGAUUGGCUGCUUCUGCAAAAAAGAAUAUAGAGAACACAGACCCUCCAUUAUUCCUCAGAUUUAUCAACCUUCUUAUCAAUGAUGCCAUCUUCUUACUUGAUGAAGCUUUAGAUUUUAUGAAGCAGUUGAAGGAGAAGCAAGCUGAGAAAGAUGGGGAGGCUUGGCAGGGUAUGAACCCCAACCAGCGGCAAGAACUGGAGGGCAACAUCAGACAGUUGGGUAUGAUGGCACGUUACCAUAAUGUGAUGGGGAACAUGACCAUUCUAAGUCUGGAAAUGAUAACUCGGGAAAUCAAAACAAUCUUCUGUCACGAAAUGAUGGUAGAUCGGAUAGCAGCCAUGUUGAAUUAUUUCCUUCUGCAUUUGGUUGGACCAAAACAGAGAGAUUUAAAAGUGAAGGAUAAAAAUGAAUUUGAAUUCAAGCCAGGACAGUUAGUGUCUGACAUUACAAAAAUAUAUCUCAAUCUAAGUGACAAUGAAGAGUUCUGUAAAGCGGUGUCCGGGGACGGACGGUCAUACUCAGAGGACUUGUUCCAGAAGGCCAUCAAAGUACUUCAGAGGAUUGGCAGUACGCCUGUACUAAUUAGUGAUUUUGAUACACUUCAUACUAAAAUUUGUGCAAUAGGUCGAGCACAGCAAGAAGAGGAAGAGCUUCUAGCUGAUGCUCCAGAAGAAUUUACUGAUCCCAUCAUGGGAACUUUAAUGAAAGACCCCGUAAAACUUCCAACAUCAGGAAAUAUUGUUGACAGAGCUAUCAUCUCAAGGCACAUUCUCAGUGACCAGAUGGAUCCCUUCAACAGACAGCCACUUACAUUAGACAUGGUGGAACCAGUAGAUGAUCUAAGAGAGAAAAUACAUGCCUGGAUAAAGGAACAGAAAUCUAAAAAAUCAUCUUGAUAUUUAUGCCCCUCUUCGAAGAAGGUGGGGUAUAUUGUUUUGCAGAUGUCAGUCGGUCAGUCGGAAUGUAGACCAAUCCGUUUCCGGAUGAUAACUCAAGAACGCUUGGGCCUAAAAUCAUGAAAGUUGAUAGGGAGGUUGGUCAUCACUAGCAGAUGACCCCUAUUGUUUUUGAGGUCUGUAUAUCAAAGGUCAAGGUCACAGUGACCCUGACUAGUAUAACGGUUUCCAGAUGAUAACUCAAGAACGCUUGGGCCUAGGAUCAUGAAAAUUGAUAGGGCAGUUGGUCAUGACCAGCAGAUGACCCCUAUUGAUUUUGAGGUCUGUAUGUCAAAGGUCAAGGUCACAGUGACCCUGAAUAGUAAAACGGUUUCCGAAUGAUAACUCAAGAACGCUUGGGCCUAGGAUCAUGAAAGUUGAUAGGGAGGUUGGUCAUGACCAGCAGAUGACCCCUAUUGAUUUUGAGGUCUGUAUGUCAAAGGUCAAGGUCACAGUGACCCUGAAUAGAAAAAUGGUUUCUGGAUGAUAACUCAAGAACGCUUAGGCCUAGGAUCAUAAAAGUUGAUAGGAAGGUUGAUCAUGACCAGCAGAUGACCCCUAUUGAUUUUGAGGUCAAUAUGUUAAAGGUCAAGGUCACAGUGACCCUGAAUAUUAAAACGGUUUUCGGAUGAUAACUCAAGAACUCAUAGGCUUAGGGUCACAAAAGUUGAUAGGGAGGUUGGUCAUGACCAGCAGAUGACCCCUGUUGAUUUUGAGGUCAGUAUGUUAAAGGUCAAGGUCACAGUGACCAGGAACAGUAAAACGGUUUCCAGGCAGUAAAUCAGGAACGCUUGGGCCUAGCUUAGGAAAAUUGAUAGUUGGGUUGGUCAUGAUCAGCAGAUGACCCCUAUUGAUUUUGAGGUCAUUAGGUCAAAGGUCAAGGUCACAUUGGCCAGGAACAGUUAAAGCAGUUCUGAUCUUCUUGUCUAAAACCACAGAGCCUAGGGCUUUGAAAUUUAGUAUGAAUUAUCAUCUAGUGGUCCUCUACGAAGAUGAUUCACAUUAUUGCCCGUGGAUCUAAUAUGGCCCAGCCCCGGGGGUCACAUGGUUUAUAUAGACUUAUAUAGGGAAAAGCUUUUAAAAUCUUCUUGUCAAUAACCUACAACAUUUAAAUUUUGACCAUAUGUAUGGUUUUGAGUGGCAAGAUGAACCUUGACAUGAGUUGACCUUGACCUUGACCUAGUGACCUACUUUCACAUUUCUGUAGCUACAGCCUUCAAAUUUGAACCACAUGCAUAGUUUUGUGUACCGAAAAAAAGUUUGACCUUGAAAUUGACCUAGUGACCUACUUUCACACUUUUGAAGGUACAGGCUUCAAAUUUGGACCACAUGCAUAGUUUUGUGUACCGAAAUGAACUUUGAUCUUGAGAUUGACCGAGUGACCUACUUCCACAUCUCUGAUUGUACAUUUCAUUGACUUCAGAUUUGGACUGCAUGCAUAUUUUUGUGUUCUGAAUUGAAAUUUGACAUUGAUUUUUACCUACUACCUACUUUCACAUUUCUCAAGCUACAGCCUCCAAAUUUUGAAGCACAUGCAUAUUUCUGUCUACCGAAAUGAGCUUUGACAUUGAUAUUGAUCUAGUGACCUACUUUAACAUUUCUCAAGCCACAGCUUUCAAAUUUGGACCACAUACACAUUUUAUUGUACCGAAAUGAAAUUUGACCUUGAUUUUGACCUUGAGAUAGUCUUGAAAUUUGGAACAUUCAAAAAUGGCUCAGUGGAUGGCACCAAUAUCACUUUGUACUUUCUUGUUAGGUUAAAGGUCAAAGUCAGAUUAAAACAGAAUGGUAGAACUUUAAUUUACAGUGAGCAUAUAAUUUCUGUUCCUUGUGCAAUUACUAAAUGCAUCAAGGGGGGCAUUUCGUGUUUGACGAGCUCUUGUUACAGAUAGAUUUAUACACACGCUUACACGGAGUUUUAUUUAUUUAAAAAAAAAAAAGUGAAUAGGGGUUCAUAGAUAGGGAAUAGGGCGAAUAUGGCUUUCACAGAAGGGAAUAACGAUUCACAUGGACUCAAAGGAACAAGCUGUAUUAUUUGUAUUCAGCAUCUGCUCAUUUUGUAUUUUAAAUCAUGAUUGUUAUUUUUACCACAAUUAACAUGCAUGAAAUGCACAAGGGUAAUAAUGGGUAACUCUGUGGGCACUGAAUUAUUCCAUACCGUUUUCUUGCUAUGUAUUUCUUGUUGAGAUUUCUUUGUUGAAGGGGGUGUUUCUUGUGGCAUUGAUAACAUCAUUACUCCUUCUGCUGGGGGCUUCAGUAGCAGAGAAGUUAAAGUCACUGACUUAGAUCACUUGCUGCUCACUGCUAUGGGUUUGAAACCUUGUAUGGGUUGUAGAAUCCUUCCAUUUUGAGGAAGCCAUCUUGCUUGCUUAACGAAGGUUGAUGGAUCUACCCAGAUGUAAGCUUGUGCCAGAAAUAAUGCAUGGAAGGGUACCUGGGGUCUUUCUUCACAAUCUAAUAGUGGAAAGUUGCUUUAUGACCUAUAGUUGUGUCAGUGUGAUGUUAAAGGCAACAACAACAAAAAUACUCCUUUUCAGUAGUUUAUCUUUGUGAGAAAAUUCCAGAUACAUAUACACUGUUUUUUCUUUUUGAUUGUCAUCAUUUACAUCCAUAUUUGUAUGAAUACUUGAAAAACAAUUCAAGUAAAUCCCUGCUAUUAAUGAAACUGGAGCUAUAUGCUGUUAUUUACUGUAGAUUAAGGUCCCAUUUUUUAGACUGAUUUCUGGAAUCUGUGAGCUUGACACAUCAUAACUGGAAGAUUUUUGGCAAAAUUCUCCAGUAUUGUUGAUACAAAUUUGUUUUCUUCCCUUACCUGUUACAGAUUAUCUGCAGCCUGGAAUUUGUCUUGGCUGUUCUUUAUAUGAAACUGUCACUGGCUGAAGGGGUGGAUGGAAAUAUCUGGCUCUAGGGUAACUGUUAAAGCAGCAAGUUACCACAAAGCAUUUACUCGAGAGGGAGAUAUUUCCACCUGAACAUUCAACUAGUUAUAGAUUCUUUUUCUUGCAUACCAUAUUCUUCAAUUACUUGAACAAAUAGAGUAAAACAAAAGAGUAAAGCAAAUGUAUGUCUUUUAGGCACCUUUUCUAUUUAAGAAGCAAAUGAAUUACCACAUUCAUUCAUAAUUUGCAGAAUUAUUGUAGGUUUUUCGAGAUAGUUGACACUUUGUUGUCACUUCCAGUUCGUCAGAUGUGCAGAACUACCUUAAACCUAACAUGUGGUAGUGUUUAUACACACAAGCAUGUUUACAUAGGUACUAUGAAGUAAUCAUUCAUAUUUUCAAAUAUGAAUUUCUGUCAAAAAUAUCUUAAAGUCUUUCACUAUCACAAAGCAGGAGGUUGUUAGUUUGAAUGAAAUGUUGAAAUAGAUAUUGUUAACGUGUUAUACAGAUCCAUUUUGUGCAAUAAAUGAUGCUGUAUGUAACUUUGGAGAGUGCUUUAUAUAUUUUAAUGUUAGAACACUUGCUAAUUCUGUACCCACUUCUACAGUACAUAACAUAGUAUAUACAUAAUGUCAUUGAAAUAUGCAAAUAUCUGAUUUUUUGAAAAAAAAUGAUGAGUUAUUGUCAUCACUUGUGCGGUUGUCGGCGUCGGCGUUGCCUGGUUAAGUUUUAUGUUUAGGUCAGCUUUUCUCCUAAACUAUCAAAGCUAUUGCUUUGAAACUUGGAAUACUUGUUCACCAUCAUAAGCUUACCCUGUAUAGCAAGAAACAUAACUCCAUCUUGCUUUUUGCAAGAUUUAUGGCCCCUUUUGUACUUAGAAAAUAUCAGAUUUCUUGGUUAAGUUUUAUGUUUAGGUCAACUUUUCUCCUAAACUAUCAAAGCUUUUGCUUUGAAACUUGGAAUACUUGUUCACCAUCAUAAGCUGACCCUGUACAUCAAGAAACAUAACUCCAUCUUGCUUUUUGCAAGAAUUAUUGCCCCUUUUGGACUUAGAAAAUCAGUUUUUCUUGGUUAAGUUUUAUGUUUAGGUCAGCUUUUAUCCUAAACUAUCAAAGCUAUUCCUUUAAAACUUGCAACACUUGUUCACCAUCAUAAGCUGACCCUGUACAGCAAGAAACAUAACUCCAUCCUGCUUUUUGCAAGAUUUAUGGCCCCUUUUGGACUUAGAAAAUAUCAGAUUUCUUGGUUAAGUUUUAUGUUUAGGUCAACUUUUUCUCUUAAACUAUCAAAGCUAUUGCUUUAAAACUUGCAACUCUUGUUCACCAUCAUAAGCUGACCCUGUACAGCAAGCAACAUAACUCCAUCCUGCUUUUCGCAAUAAUUAUUGCCCCUUUUGGACUUAGAAAAAUCAUUUUCUUGGUUGAAUAUUAUGUUUAAGUCAACUUUUCUCAUAAACUAUCAAAGCUAUUGCUUUAAAACUUGCAACAGUUUUUCACCAUCAUAAGUGGACACUGUACAUCAAGAAACAUAACUCUAUCCUGCUUUUUGCAAGAGUGAUGGCCCUUUUUAGACUUAGAAAAUCAUGGGUAGGACAAUAUUUCUAUUAAACAAAAAAAAUCAGAUGAGCGUCAGCACCCGCAAGGCGGUGCUCUUGUUUUUAAUAGUUGUUUUUGUUUUUGAAUUUUAUGAUUGACCUACAAGUAAAAUUAGUGCUAACAAAAUGUUUAGCUAUUUUUCUUUUUAUUUUACAUCAUAUUUAUCCAAUCAGUGAACCCUUUGCAGACCAGAGUAGGGCAUUAUCAGCUGUUUUAGUUAUAACUGAUUGAAUUUGAAAGGUAGAGCUUAGUUGUUGUUACCUGGAGAAAUUCCUUACAACGUUCAAGGACUCCUUCAAGUGUAUAAUGUCAAGUUUAGGGCCCAAUCCCAAAUGUCCAUGGUAUGAAGUUAUAAAACUUUAGUUUGGUCUCCAAAGCCCAAAUAUCACUCUUUGGUUGAAAUGUUCUCAGGAUUGUGAACUUAUUGAUACAGUAUUCAAUAUAAAUUAUACUUUAUU
Molecule: messenger RNA, 8352 nt
Organism: Mercenaria mercenaria
Lineage: Eukaryota; Metazoa; Mollusca; Bivalvia; Venerida; Veneridae
Product: ubiquitin conjugation factor E4 A-like
Exons: 20
Coding region: 233-3382 (1049 amino acids)
Biological process (GO): protein polyubiquitination
Cellular component (GO): cytoplasm; ubiquitin ligase complex; nucleus
Molecular function (GO): ubiquitin-ubiquitin ligase activity
Source: RefSeq, a predicted model, not a curated record